AUGAGUGCACCCCAGGAAAAUCCUAAUGGAGGAGUCCAUUACUCACAAGAGGCCAUAGAACAGCACCUUCAACAAAAACAGCAGCGCGGCCGCUCCCUGUUCCCAUCCUCCAACCCUAACUCAAGACCCGGCUCCAGACCUUCUUCAAGACCCAACUCCAGACCGGGCUCCCGUGCUCCCUCACGCCCUGUCUCUUGGUUGGUGCAGACCAAUUCCGAAUACGCCAACAUGUUUGAGAACUAUGGCGGUCAGCACUCUAACCACCAUGGCCAUCCUGGCAUGUCCGAGAUGGAGGAGGGUCGUGUGGCCAAGACUGAGUCUACCCCUUCUUCCCGUCCCCAGAGCAUCAAGGCCGCCACCGGUCCUAACUCGUACAUUGCCCCUUCGAACGAGAAGAUGGCCAUCCCUGGCUCGACCCGCCCCAGUGCCCAGAAGAGUUACCCUGGUGAGGCUAUCUUGAUCAAGGAGGAUAUUAUGCCCGAUGGUUCCAGCGGUGCCUCCACUUCUUCAGAGGUGGAUGCUGCUGCUGCACCCCGCGGCACUGUGACCCCUCUCAAGGCUAGUUUCUUGCUUGGCAAGGCUUUUGUCGGUACCGGUGUCCUCUUCCUGCCCAAGGCCUUCAAGAACGGAGGUAUCCUGUUCUCGUGUCUGACAAUCGCCGUGGUCGCCACCAUCUGCUGUAUCGCCUUCCUGAUGCUCGUCAAGGUUCGUCUGGUCGUCCGUGAGUCCUUCCAGGACAUUGGUCUGAUCCUCUUUGGCAAAUGGGUCCGUAUUGCUGUCCUUGUCUCUGUCUUCCUCUCCCAGGUCGGAUUCUGCUGUGCCUACUUGAUCUUUGUUGCCGAAAACGUCGAUGCCAUUGUCCAAACGUUUACCAAAUGCACCUUCCACGGCAUCCAAGAGAAGGUCUAUAUUUUUAUCCCGCUGCUUAUCCUGAUUCCUUUGGUUCUGAUCCGCAAGAUGGAGAUCCUGUCGCUGCCCAGUAUGCUCGCCAACUUCUUUAUUAUCUUUGGUAUCGUCUACCUCUGGUACUACAGCAUCCACCACCUCGCUAUCGAGGGACCCGGCCCCAACAUCGAGCUCUUCAACAAGGAUGACUUUGCACUGCUCAUCGGUACCAUCGUCUUUUCCUUUGAGGGUAUUGGUCUUGUUGUCCCCAUUACUGAGUCGAUGGCCGAGCCUGAGAAGUUUCCCAAGGUGUUGGCGAUCACAAUCUCUAUUGUCGGCUUGAUUUUCGGCAGUGUCGGUGCUCUCUGCUACACCGCCUUUGGUGAAAACAUCCAGACCAUCGUCGUCCUCAACCUUCCUGUCACCUCGGGCUGGACCAUUACUGUCCAGAUCCUGUACUCUCUCGCCAUCAUCCUUUCCGUCCCUUUGAUGUUAUCCCCAGCGUCAAAAAUCCUCGAGAUGGGUAUUUUCCCUACGCGCUCCGGCAGCGUCGAGCGCACAGUCAAGUUGUCCAAGAACGCAAUCAGAAUCGCCUUGGUUUGCUGCUGCGCCGUCAUCAGCUACGUGGUCGGUGGUCCCAACCUGGACAAGUUCGUCUCGUUCGUCGGUAGUGUUGCCUGUAUGCCUUUGUGCUUCAUCUUCCCCGCCAUGUUCCAUUACAAAGCCUGCGCCAAAACCACCUGGGCCAAGGUGUUGGAUAUUAUCCUUGGAGUUGUCGGUGUUGCCGCAAUGGCGUUUACCUUGUAUAUUACGAUCCGCAGUUGGGUCGAGGUCUCAGCACCUGAUGCUGCCAUCGACCGCUGCGCUAGCUUCAACUAG
Linnemannia hyalina is the source of this 1764-nucleotide messenger RNA. NCBI's taxonomy places the organism in Eukaryota, Fungi, Mortierellomycota, Mortierellomycetes, Mortierellales, Mortierellaceae. The record is from the annotation of a GenBank genome assembly.